AUGACUGCAAACAUCAAGGGGAUGAACGGCAAAACUCCCUUGAACCCAAUGGUCCUGGCAGCCAUUAAAGGUAAUGUAUUUCUCUACUUUUAAUACCAGACAGACUGGCCUACCACAAUUAUAAUUGUUGCAUUUAAUUGUAAUUACUUGUGAGUAGUGUCUAUAAUUUAAAAAAAAUAAUAACAAAUUUGGCUUCAACAGAACUGUAAUAAUUCCCUUGCAGUAAUGCAUGUUGCCUAUAAAAAUAAAGACUAUAGAUUACAGCAAAGACAAUGUUAAUUUUCUGACCUGGGAAUUUGCUCUAUAACCAUGCAAAUUAUAUACCUUAUAAAUAUAUACCUAGCUAUAGGCAUAUUAUUUAUGAUAAUUCUAAUAAAAUAUUUUUAAUCUGUAGGAAACUAAAAAGACAAUUCAAGUGGAGUGACGAGGAGUUGGAGAAGAACUGGGGAGGAAAGACUGGUGUCCAGCAAAAAAUUGCUGAUAAGUGCAGAAACUUAAAUAAAGCUAGCAACAAGAAAAACUGAUGAAAUUAACAUUAUUUUUCAUAUAUUUCUACCAUUUAUACAUGUAUAAUCAACUGUUUUUUUUUUCAAAAGAUUUAAUCACAUAUUUGAAUGUUCUGCAAUGACUGAAUAUUGUAUAUGUAGACUUAUUAAAGUUGCAUUAUAUUCAUUUUAUUUUACUUACAUGUAGAUUGACUCUAUUUUCCUAAUAAAUUUGCAGAUUAAGUUAAAAAUAUGGUGCAGGAGUUAUAUGUCUUCAAAUCCCUCUACGAUAAAUAUCAAUUUCCUGUGUAUGACAGGGUGGGAUAGCAGGAUCCCAUCAAUUUAACAACCUGCAUUCGAUGCUGCCAGGAAAGGUAGGAUAUCCCACCUGAUAUCACAGGUGGGAUAUCUUUGAUCCCACCCGGGAUUUCAGGCGGGAUCCCGGGUGGGAUUGGCGGAAUUUUUACAAAUCCCAG
Porites evermanni is the source of this 961-nucleotide messenger RNA. Lineage: Eukaryota; Metazoa; Cnidaria; Anthozoa; Scleractinia; Poritidae. The record is from the annotation of a GenBank genome assembly.